This is a messenger RNA of Penicillium odoratum, 276 nucleotides long. RefSeq lists its product as uncharacterized. The coding region runs from base 1 to 276 and encodes 91 amino acids. The record is from RefSeq and is a predicted model, not a curated record. NCBI's taxonomy places the organism in Eukaryota, Fungi, Ascomycota, Eurotiomycetes, Eurotiales, Aspergillaceae. The transcript has a single exon.
AUGUAUUCCACUACGAUCGGCCACCCAGGGCCAGCUCUGAUCGCCUCAACCACUCUCAGCACCCCCAAGAACCCGCACGAGUUGGCUGAGAUUCGCGCCCUUCUCGCAAAGCUCGAAGCUAGACGACGCCAGUACUGUACCAAGAUCCGAUCCCGGAUUGAGCUCAACAAGGAGGUCUACCGCGAUCUUGCCUACAGCAGACGAAAAAACAUCCACGUGAUGGAAAUUGUUGCUAGUUGGGUUGAAUUGUUGAACGAUAUUUCAGUCGAAUUUUAG